Ochotona princeps (American pika) is the source of this 1720-nucleotide messenger RNA. RefSeq names its product PBX/knotted 1 homeobox 1 (gene PKNOX1). The transcript has 12 exons. Gene Ontology annotation, molecular function: DNA-binding transcription factor activity, RNA polymerase II-specific; RNA polymerase II cis-regulatory region sequence-specific DNA binding. The record is from RefSeq and is a predicted model, not a curated record. Bases 296 to 1606 code for a protein of 436 amino acids. NCBI's taxonomy places the organism in Eukaryota, Metazoa, Chordata, Mammalia, Lagomorpha, Ochotonidae. Gene Ontology annotation, biological process: angiogenesis; regulation of transcription by RNA polymerase II.
GCCCCGCCCCGUCCUGAAUAUGGAUGCGGCGCGCGUCGGCGUCGCCCUCCUCCCAUUGAGCGAGGCUGUGUCGCGUGGCCCAGCGUCGGCGUGACGGUUGGACGCGGGCGCGGCCCUGCGGGUCCCGAUUGCUGCAGCCGCUUGUCAGUGUGAUGAAGAUUGGCACCCAGGCUGUGGGAGCUGCUGCCUGCCAGCCUGCUGCCUCCUGGGACCCACGGCUCCACCCCUGCAGGGGUUCAGACGCCUUUGCUUCUGCCUCAAGAUGAUGUGACGCGUUCAGUAGCGCUGAGGAACCAUGAUGGCCACGCAGACGCUGAGCAUAGACAGCUAUCAAGACGGGCAGCAAGUGCAAGUAGUGACAGAGUUAAAAACUGAGCAAGAACCCGCCUGCUCUGAGCCAGAUGCGGAAGGGGUGAGCUCCCCUGCGGUGGAGCCCCAGACCCCCAUGGAUGCAGACAAGCAGGCCAUUUACAGGCACCCGCUGUUCCCGCUGUUGGCUCUGCUCUUUGAGAAGUGCGAGCAGUCCACACAGGGCUCCGAGGGCACCACGUCGGCCAGCUUCGACGUGGACAUCGAGAACUUCGUCAGAAAGCAGGAAAAGGAGGGGAGGCCGUUCUUCUGUGAGGACCCAGAGACAGACAACCUGAUGGUCAAGGCCAUCCAGGUGCUGCGCAUCCACCUGCUGGAGCUGGAGAAAGUGAACGAGCUGUGCAAGGACUUCUGCAGCCGCUACAUCGCGUGUCUCAAGACCAAGAUGAACAGCGAGACGCUGCUGAGCGCGGAGCCGGGGAGCCCCUACUCGCCCGUGCCAUCCCAGCAGAUUCAAGGUGCCAUCACGGGGACCCUCAGCCCUCAAGGCAUCGUGGUGCCCGCCUCCGCUCUGCAGCAGGGGAACGUAACCAUGGCGACAGUGGCAGGCGGCACGGUUUAUCAGCCUGUCACGGUCGUCACUCCACAGGGCCAGGUGGUCACGCAGGCACUGUCGCCUGGAACCAUUAGGAUCCAGAACUCCCAGCUCCAGCUGCAGUUAAACCAGGACCUGAGCAUCUUGCAUCAAGAUGAUGGCUCCUCCAAGAACAAGCGGGGUGUCCUGCCCAAACAUGCCACCAACGUCAUGCGCUCCUGGCUCUUCCAGCACAUCGGGCAUCCCUACCCAACGGAGGAUGAGAAAAAACAGAUCGCGGCUCAGACUAGUCUGACACUGCUCCAGGUCAACAACUGGUUCAUCAACGCCAGAAGACGGAUUCUCCAGCCCAUGCUGGACUCCAGCUGCUCAGAGACCCCCAAGGCCAAGAAGAAAACUGCCCAGCACAGGCCGGUGCAGAGGUUCUGGCCCGACUCCAUCGCGGCAGGGGCCUCACAGCCUCCACCGAGUGAGCUCACCAUGCCCGAAGGAGCCGUUGUGACCAUCACCACGCCUGUGAACAUGAACGUGGACAGCCUGCAGUCACUUUCGUCCGACGGGGCCACCCUCGCCGUGCAACAGGUGCUGAUGGCGGGGCAGAGCGAGGACGAGUCUGUGGACAGCGCCGAGGAGGACGGGGGUGCACUGGCCGCAGGCCACCUCGGCGGGCUGGUGCUUGACAACAGUGGGCCCCUGCCCUAGACGGGCUGCUCCGGGACUUCCAGUUUGCACAGCAAACAUCUUACAGUUUCUUUCUAGUAUGUUUUAUAUGUAGCUAUAGAAGAGUGCACUUUUGUAUUGCCUAGUAAGCCCAGG